Messenger RNA from Gossypium raimondii (Peruvian cotton), 803 nucleotides. Its product is annotated as probable calcium-binding protein CML41. Gene Ontology annotation, molecular function: calcium ion binding. Lineage: Eukaryota; Viridiplantae; Streptophyta; Magnoliopsida; Malvales; Malvaceae. The transcript has a single exon. The record is from RefSeq and is a predicted model, not a curated record. The coding region runs from base 71 to 646 and encodes 191 amino acids.
CAAAUAUAGCUUUCAUCGCUUUUACCUGUAUUUAAGGCUCUUCAAUCUUCGUUAACUUCCCUUUGAAACUAUGGCGACCACUAAAGUUUCCAAAGCUUCCAAAUGGUUCUCAAACAAGACCCUUAGGUUAAGCCUUCACCGCCGUCGAUCCAAGUCUUCUAGCUCCUCCACCCUCACCUCUCCUGCUUCAUCACCAUCCUCUCCUCGUGAAAGACCCAAAAGGCCUCACCAAGUGGACGAGAUGAAACAAGUGUUUCGCUAUUUCGAUGGCGAUGAUGAUGGGAAAAUCUCGGCUCUCGAACUUAGGGCAUACUUCGGCUCCAUCGGGGAGUACAUGUCACAUGAAGAUGCUCAAAUGGUGAUCAACGAACUAGAUUCCGACGGGGAUAGCAUGUUGGACUAUGAAGAUUUCUUGAAGCUAAUGAAAAUAGAAAAGCGGGAUGAUGAUGAUGACCUGAAGAAAGCGUUCGAGAUGUUCGAGUUGGAGAAAGGUUCGGGUUGCAUAACUCCCAAAGGGUUGCAAAAGAUGUUGAAUCGCCUUGGGGAUGCAAAGUCUUAUGAUGAAUGUGUCGCUAUGAUUCAGGUUUAUGAUAUUGAUGGUAAUGGGGUGCUUGAUUUUCAUGAGUUCCACCAAAUGAUGGCUUAAUUUGAUAGGACACUCGUACCUUUAAUUUGUGCUUAAGCAAAUAUCAAUAUUAAGGGUCUCACCAACUUAGUUAUUAUUAACAGCUAUGAAUGUACCAACUACUUAAUUUAGUGGCAAAAAUACUAAGUUGCGAAGCAUGAGGUUCAAUUCUAAACAA